AUGUUGAAUAAGUUUUCAACUUAGAUGAUGAGAAACCAAAUUUUUAAUGUCAUAAAUGAUGAAUAUAUAGAAAUUCCUUAAAAAUGGAUGGAUACAUUAGAAAAUCUAAUGUAUAGAAUGUUGAUUUAAAAAAUAAUUACAUCAAUAAAUAUUUAUACUCUAAGAGGAGGAGGAUCAAUGUGUUCCUCAAAAGCUAAAUCAGAUUAGUAUAAGAUAAUCAAUUAAUUACCUAAUAAUUUUUGUUAGAACAUCAAACAUUUUACUAAUGUGAUUGUUGAAAAGGCUAUGCUAUUUCAUGAUAAAUUUAAUUAAGAUGAAAUAAUAUGUGCUUUUAUGUGGUUUCAUAAUAACUAAGAAUAUCUGCAAAGCCUUUGCAUAAAUUAAGGAUCUAAUUUAGAACAUUAUGAUAUUGUUGAGAUAACUUUAGAUUUACUGGUGAAAUAAUUAACAAUUUAUUUGAAGCUUUCUGGAUAUCUAUUGCAUUCUUUACUUUAGAUAUGUAAUGAUUUACUAAGAGUUAUUUUUUAUUAUUAAAAAAUGAACCCAGAUAGAUAUAUGCAAGUUAUUUUAAAAGAUAAAUUCUUGAGUUAAAUUUCAGAAUUAGAAGAACAAAUUAAAAUAGAAUCUAAUAAUAUUUGGGUAAAUGGCAUAGAUUUUGAACUUUAAAUGAUAAAAAUAUGUCUUACACAUUGUCGUACUAAUUCAUAAGAAGGUUAAAAAUUAGCAAUGAAUAUUUUAUCAGGAAUUGUCACUUCGAUAUCUUAAUUAAAACCAAGUUAAGAAUUGAUUGAUUCUUUAGUUGAAGCUGGAAAAUAUUUGCUACUAAAUUUUUAUGAUAAGUAAAUAAAGAAUCCUUUAUAAAUUUAUGAAUUAUAUUUCUUUUUUCAAAAUUUAAAAUGGACAAUUCUCAAUUAAUUGAAAUCAGGAUAUUCAGUUCAAAAAACUAUAAUGUAAUUUAAUGAUGCAUAUAAUUAAUAUAUUAGAAAAUCUUAAAAUUGGAUAGUUCAUUAUUGCUGGAUUAAUUUAAUUUCAGAGUUAAUGUCUUAUAGAAUAAUUAUUAGUAAAAGCCAAAUGAAGUUUUUGCUUGAUUAAUUUUCAGGUACUUAAAUUACCCUUGUAUCCCUUUUUGAAUCAAAUCAUAUUACACCAAUACCAUAUGAUAAACAAUAAGUUAAAGUCAAAAUUUUUGAUAAUCAAAAUUUAAAUUUAAAAGAUUUUGCUUGCCUUAAAUUGUUUUAAGAGUACUUAAUCAAUGAAUAAGAGAAGAAAAUUUAGUUGUUGCCAGACUAUACUAAUUUUGAAUUUGAUUCAUCAUCAAAGAAUCCAAAUAAUAUCUUAGAUUUAUAUAUUACUCUUAUUCUUAAUGAAGAUAACAUUGAUUUACUUUUAUCUUUAAAUUGUCAAAUUAAAAAAUGUAAAGUUUAACUAAAACAAAACUUUGAAUAAAUAACAAAUUAAAUCUCUUUAACUUUCUUAAAACAAAAUUCAUAACAAGAUUUUAAAAUAUGCUUAUAGGAUUUAUAAUAUUUAAUUAAUUAAUAAAAAUAGUAAAGUUUAUAAUUGUUGUAUUUAUUUUAUGAAAUAGAUAUUGCUAGAAUAAAAGAAAUUUUAAAUCUUAAAGCUUUUGAGCAGAUUGUAAAAUAUUAUUCUCUAAAUUAAAGAAAUAAUAAAGAAAAUAUAUAAAUUCCUAACUCUGAUGAAUUGGAGAAAGAAUGUUAAAUGUCAUUUGUUUAAAAUUUAGUUAAAAUACCAAAAUUAUGGAUAAUAAUUUCAAAGAUUCUAUGUAUGUAUUCAGAGGAUAUUUUUGACAUGAAUAUUUAUUAGAAGUUAAAUAAAGAAUCUAUAUCUAAUAUAUUAAAAGAUUUUGAGUAAUUACUUUUGAUAGUAUAAGAUACAGAUUUGUACUUGGAUAGUUUUGUAAUUAAAAUUAAAAAGGCAAAAAAAGGUUUUCAAAAUAUUUUUAUAUCAAAUAAUAUUAAUUCAUCAUUCUAAGAAAAAACUUCUUAAAGGGAUUUGUGGGAAAAUAUCAUCAAAAUUUAUAAUUCUUCUUUAAUAAAAAGUUUAAUUUCUGAAAUACACUCUUAUCACACUCAAAAUUGGAAGAAUAACAUUUGGAAGUUUGAAACUCUUUAAGACUUUGAGAAUAAUUUAGUGAAAUGCAUUGAAAUACGAGAUUUAUUUAAAGGAUUAAAAAAAUUAUUUAGGAUCCAUUAAAGUAAAUUAUUUUUGCUUUAAUAUGAAAAUAUUGUUCAAAAAAUUUCCUCGGAAAAUGAUAUGUAAAGUGAAAAUGAGAAAGAUGAUGAGCGCAUACAAGAAAUUAAAAUUCAAAAUUUAAUAUUUGAAUUAAAAUCCUAAUUAAAAAUUUUCUUUGAAAAGUAUCCGAAGAUUGAUAUUACAAAAGAAGAACUUAAAGAAUUAAAUGGAAUUGAAAAAGCAAUAUAGUUUAAUCUGCUUGAAAUUCAAUAAAAAAAUUGGUCAUAAGAAAGAAAAUUAUUAUGCAUAAUGACUUUUUAAAAAAUCCUAAACUAAAUAUCAUUAUUAGGAUUAUGUAAAGUUGAUAAAUAAAUAUUAAAAUAAGAUAUCUUUUAACUAUUAGAUAAUUAUCUAUAAAAAUCAAAUAGCAUAGAUCAAUCUUCAAUUUAGAUUAACUUUGAGAAUAAGAAAUAAUAAGAAUUUCAACAUUUACACUAAAGUAAGAAUUUUAAAUAAUAAAAUUACUUUGAUUUUGAAAAAGUGACUUCGCAAUUAAAUGAGAUUAUCUAUAAGACAAAAAAAAUAAAAUAAAUAAUAAUAUAAAAUCGUAAUUAUCAAAUUUGGAUUACUUAAGUUUCUGAUUAAUUAUUAAAACAAAUAUAAUAAGAAGAUUUUUAAGGAAAUAUUAAAGAAAUAAUUUUUGAAACAUUAAUAUCUAUUGAACUUUUUUUAAGUUCUAUUAUAGAACAAGAAUAAUUUGUUUUCAAUAAAGAUAAAUUUACUUAAGCUUCUUUGAAUUUGAAUAUUGAUUUAAUAGCUGCUAACCUCAUUCUUUUGAAUCAAAAUUCUAUUUUAUAAGAUCCAUAAUUAAAUUAAAUGGAAAAUGUAAAAUGUGAUAAAAUUUAUUAUUAAUUGCUUACUAAUUUAGAAAAUACAUCUACAAUUUAAAAGGAAUGGGGAUUUUAGGAUAUUUUUGAAAAUUCUUCUUAUAAAGUUAGAGAAGUUUUAGUCUAUAACCUCAUUAAAAUGUAAGCUUAAGUUUAAGAAUCAUAGAUAUAAACAUUUUGCACAAAUUUAAUAAAAAAGAUAUGGAUAUACGAAAAGCAUCCUAAUGUAAGAAACUUAUUAAAAAACAAAGAAUUGAUGGAAAUAUAAAAGAAAAUGUUUUCACAUAAUCUUAUGACAUUUUAACAGAGAUUAAAAUUAGAAAUUUAAACUAUGCUUAAGAAUAUAGAGUUACUUGAAAAUUCAGUUCUUACUGAAAAUUCACCUUAAAUGAAAAAUUAGUUAUAGUAAGCGAUAGAUGAAUUUGAAAUAUAUUUUGAUAAUAUCACUGAUAUGUCUUAAAGAUUAGAUAUCAAUCUAAUUUUUUUAAAGGAAAUAAGUAAAGAUUUAAAAAGUCUGAAAAGUUCAAUAGAUUUAGUUUUAAAAAAUCUAAAUGGAAUAGUUAAUGAUAUUAGAAAAUUAAGAGGAAAAAACUAUUUUGAAUUAUUCUUAAUUCGAAAAGAUUAUAUAUUAAAAUAAAAAAUGUAAAAUGAAAUAGAUUAGGUUCAUAUAUAACUGUAAACAUAAGAAUAUGAUCCUAUAAGUGGUAGCAAAUUAUAAAAUAAUUCAGGAGGCUUUACUUCAUAUCUUUUAUAAUAUUAAUAUGAUAAUUUUGUUGGAGAAGUAAAUGAAUUUUUAUGGAAUAAAAAAGAAAGAAGAAAAGAUGUAAUGUUACUCAAAGGAAAGGCAGGUUCUGGAAAAAGUAGAGCUUCUAUAAAUAUAGAAGAAUUAUUAUGGAAUUUUGAUUAGAUAGAACCAAAAUGGAUACCAAUUUAUAUAUCAUUACCAUCAGUUAAAGAUCCUUAGCAUAAUCUUAUAGAAUAAGGAUUAUAAUCAGAGAAUUAUAAUUUUGAUGGUAUAUAGAUCAGAGAAUUGAAAGAAGCUGUUAUUGCAGGUAAUUUGAAUAUAGUUUUGAUUCUAGAAAGCUAUGAUGAAAUGAAAUUAGAUUGCUAAAGAAUAAAUCUUUAUACUUCAAAUAGGUUAGUUAAAGAUCUUAAUAUAAAAGAAUCUGGUUAAAAUGUCAAAAUUAUAAUAACAACUAGAGAUGAGAUUUUAACAUCUAUAGGAUAUUAAACCUGGUUUUAUGGUAAAUCUUUAGAUACAUUAAAAGAAGUUGAAUUAUUACCUUUUUCAUCUGAAUAGAGUUCAGAAUAUUUGUCACUCUAUUCAGAAAUCAGUGUAAAGAGAACAAUAAAGAGAUUCUAUGAAUUUUUAAAGUAAUUAAAAGGAUAAAACUUUUCUUAUGUUUAAUUUAAAACACUUUGGUGUUAAUUAGAAGAAGAUAUUUAAUAAAUAUUAUUAUGUAAUCAAAACCAAUAAAUGUUGUUUUCUAUUUAAGAUGCAGAAAAAAUUAUUUAAAAAAUUUAAAAUGUUGAAUUUUUUAAUCUUUUCUAACCAGAUUUAAUUAAUUCAUUAAUUAAAGAUUUGAUCUAAUUGUGGAGUAAACAUAAAUUUUUGUAAAUUAUCAACAACAUAAAUAUUGGAAAUUUACUUAAUACUCCUUUUAUGUUAGAGAUAAUUGUUUAUGUUUUACCUAAAAUGUCUUUGUAGUUUUCAUAAGCGAGUUUUAUGAGAGACAUCUUAAAAAUAAAUUAUAAUAUAUUAAAAAAGGAAUCCCUUAAAUCUAUUAAUUUAGUCACUAAAUAUCUCCAACUUAAAGAUACACAACAAGAUUCUUUAAAAUAAAAUGAAAAUUUUGAUUGCACAAAAUCUAAUUAAAAAUUAAAAGACUUUGAUAAUAAAGAAAUAUCUGAAUUACUUAAAAGUUUAUUAGAAGAAUUGGAAAAUUAAAAUUUUUUUGAAUAGCAUUCCAUUGCUCAUUAAUUAGAGUUAUAAAAUAAUUAAAUUAUAAGUUAGAAUAAAAAGUUUAAUGUAAAAUUUGAUGCUUAAUUUAUAGUUGGAGCGUUUAAAAUGAAUUAAUAAACUGCAUUUGAUUUUUAUAAUGUAUUUGUAGAUUUUUAUCAUGCAUAAUAAAUAUAGAAAUGGAUGGAUUUAGGAAAAGCUAUCAAUUAUGAAAGUUUUAUGAUUGAUUUAAAAGAUUUUUCUACAAAUUUAGCUAUUGAUAUGUCAAUAAGACAACUUACUUAGGUAAAUUAUCAAUAAAAAGGAAAAUUAAUUUUAUAAUAAGUAAUAUACAACAAAAAUAUACACAAUUCUUGGGAAGAUUGUUAUUUUAGCGAAAACGAAUAAGAUUCAGAUUAUAAGGGAUUAUUAAGAAAAUGUAUGUUAAUAUGUUCAAAGGGUAAUUAAUUUGCUUUUAAUCAUAAAUCAAUAUAAGAAUUUUUUGUAGCAAAUUAUAUUCUUAAUUUUUUAGAAAAAGCAAUUGAAAUAGAUUUUAAAAUCAACCAAGAAGAAUUACUGUAGAGUUUAUUUAAUAAAAAUGAUUUUAAUUUAUCAUUAGAUUAAUACUAAGGUACUUUAGAAUUAUUAAAACCUAAACUAAAAUUGCUUUCGAAUAUUAAAUAAAGAUUAAUUGAAAUAAUUAAUUUCUAAAAAAUAGUAUAAAAUUCAUAAUAAUAAAUUGAAUUUAUUAGAGCACCAUCAAAUUCAUUUUAUUUAUUGAGUUGUUUAGGAGAAUAUUUAGAAGAAUAAAACUUUAGUAAACUUUAAAUUUCUAAUACUAAAUUAAAUGGUUUAAGUUUAUUUAAAUGUAAUUUAAAUAAUACUAUUUUUGAUAAUGUUUCUAUUGAUUCUUGUAACUUUUCAUGUUCAACAAUAGAAAAUGCAAAUUGGACAAAUUUACUUUGCAAAGAGAAACCGUCUUUGAUUGGCCAUAAUAAGAAUGUUGUUUCAUUAAAUUUUAAUACUGCAGGUUCCUCUUUAAUAACUGGAAGUAUAGAUGGAAUGAUAAAAAUUUGGCCAAUAUAUCAAGAUUAAGAACCAUUAAGUUUAAGUUUUGAAAAUGAGCAAAUUUAUUCUUUGUCUUAUGUAGAAACUCAUAAUAAAAUAGCAUGUUUAACAAAUAAUGAAUUAAAAAUUUUAAACUCAAAAGAUUUGAGUUUCUUUAAUCAUCGAAAAUUUUAUAAUUACGAAUAUGAAAGGAUUAAUGUGUCUCCUGAUUUUAAUUACAUUGCAGUAAUUUAAGGAGUUUGGAAAAAUUAAGUAUUAUUCAUUUUGGAAAUGAAAAAUUUAACAGAAAUAUAAAAUUAAGGGGAUAUUCAUUAAAUCUAAAAUUCAAGCCUUAUAUAAUGUAUUGCUUUAUCAUAUGAUUAAAAAAUCCUUGCCGUAGGAGGUUAGGAAAUUUCAUUUUGGAAUGUCACAAAUAUAAUUAAUAUCUAAAAAAUAGCAGAUUUAAAAAUAGAACUAAAAAAGAAGCCUUUAAUUAAGUUUUCUUCAAACAAUGAACUUUUAGCUACUUAUGAUGAAGAUGAUAAUGCAAUUCAAUUUUGGAGAAUUAAGGAUUUAAACAAUAUUGUAUGGCUAAAUUCUUUUGGUAACUCUCAACCAGUAGCAUAAAUGGAAUUCUUAGAGAACAAUAAAUAUUUUGUUAUUAGAACAUAUUAAGUAAUUAUAUGUGAUUUAUUAAAAUUAUUAGAAGAUUAAGAAGCUAUUUCCUAAUAAUUUUCUAUAAAUUUUAAAGAAAUUGCAUUAUCUCCUAAUAGCCAAACUUUAGCUUGUAUUGAGGAAACUUUCAAAUCAAGUUUAAAACUUUUUGAUAUUUAAGAUAUAUAAAAUAUAAAACAGAUUGGCGUUUUAAUUGAAAAUAUGGAAUAAUUAUAAUUAUUGAGAUUUUCUUUUGAUGGCAUAUUUUUAAUCUGCUGUAAAAGUAAGGAAAUAUUAAUAUGGAAUGUAAGUUAGUAAUAAUUGUAAAAUGCUAUAGUAGUUCCAUAAGAUAAAAUUAUAGAUAUUAUUAUUUCUUAAGAUCAAAAAACUUUAAUAUCAUGUAGUUUAAAUUAGAUAUUAAUAAUCUCAGAUGUUUUUGAAAUGAAUUAUUCGAAUUAGUUUAAAAUAAUUGAUAUCAAUUUUAAUUGCUAAGGAGUAAAUUUCUGGAAUAAUACAAUAAUAGCAAUAUUUGGUUAAAAUAAUGAAGCAUCAAUUAUUUAAAUCUUCGAUUUGUAACAAUAAAAAAUUCUAGAUUAAAUUUCAAAGGAUGAAAUGGUGCAAAAUGUAUACUUUAUCAAUUAAUAUUCUAUGGUUACAUUAGGUGAAAGUUGUAGAAUUUACAAUAGUUAUGGUGAUAAGAUUAAUUUUAAAGAAAGUAAAAAUUUUUAAAUAAAAGGACAAUAUUCUAAAUUUUAUCCAAAUAAUAAAUAUUUGUUGAUAUAUGAUUUUGAUUUCAUUUUCAUUAUUGAUACUGAUAGUUUACAUUUUCAUAAAAUCAAGGUGUAAAGUAAAUCCAAAUUAUAUGAAUUAUCCUCAAAUUUAAAGUUCUUAGUUUCUAUUACAACAAUUGGUAUUGAAAUCAAGUUGAUAGACAAAUUAAUUGAAUCUAAGUAAAUUUGGAAAUAUUAAGCUAAUGAUUUUUCAAUUUCGAGCAAUUAAUCCUUGAUAGCAUUACCUCUAGAAAAUAGUAUAAUAAUAAGAAAUUUAAACUUUAGUGAUAAUGUUUAAGCUUUUUAUAUAAGAGAUGAAGCUCAAAAUGAUUAUGAUAAAAACUUAUAGGUUUGUUUGCAAAGUAAGACUAAAUCUUGA
Messenger RNA from Paramecium sonneborni, 7869 nucleotides. NCBI's taxonomy places the organism in Eukaryota, Ciliophora, Oligohymenophorea, Peniculida, Parameciidae. The record is from the annotation of a GenBank genome assembly.